Colossoma macropomum (tambaqui) is the source of this 2023-nucleotide messenger RNA. RefSeq names its product glutaryl-CoA dehydrogenase b (gene gcdhb). Gene Ontology annotation, cellular component: mitochondrial inner membrane. Gene Ontology annotation, molecular function: glutaryl-CoA dehydrogenase activity; flavin adenine dinucleotide binding; fatty-acyl-CoA binding. NCBI's taxonomy places the organism in Eukaryota, Metazoa, Chordata, Actinopteri, Characiformes, Serrasalmidae. The transcript is spliced from 12 exons. The record is from RefSeq and is a predicted model, not a curated record. The coding region runs from base 156 to 1484 and encodes 442 amino acids. Gene Ontology annotation, biological process: fatty acid beta-oxidation using acyl-CoA dehydrogenase; fatty-acyl-CoA biosynthetic process.
ACCUGCCUCUCUCAACAUGGCGCCCUCAGCCGGCCGAGUGACCCGGCCUGACGUCACUGAGCUGCUGACGCCGUCAGUCAGUUUCAGAGUGAAGUCUGCAGCAGCGGGACUGUCUGGGUCUCUUUUAUCAGUGUCAGAGCUCCGUUGAGUUCAGCAUGGCUUUAAGAAGCGCCGUGUGUCGCCUCGUCUUUAAGCCUCAGAGAUGUGCCUUCACUGCAGCAUUCAGAGCUCAGGGCACUGCAGCACCUGUACAGCGCGAAGCAGAGAAGGGUGGUGAGAAGAAGCAAGUCAAAGCACCUAAAGUGCAGUUUAACUGGCGUGAUGCUCUGGAUCUGGAGGGAUUGCUCACGGAAGAGGAGAUCAUGAUUCGAGACUCCUUCCGAACAUACUGCCAAGAAAAACUCAUGCCUCGCAUCCUGAUGGCCAACAGAAACGAAAUUUUCCACCGUGAGAUCCUGAAUGAGAUGGGUGAGAUGGGUGUUUUGGGCCCAACCAUUAAAGGCUAUGGCUGUGCUGGUACAAGUUAUGUGGCAUACGGGCUGAUAGCACGUGAAGUGGAGCGAGUGGACAGUGGUUAUCGGUCAGUAAUGAGUGUACAGUCCUCUCUGGUCAUGCACCCUAUCAACGCUUAUGGCACAGAGCAACAGAAGGAGAAAUACCUCCCCAGACUGGCACGGGGAGAGCUUCUGGGAUGUUUUGGCCUGACUGAGCCCAACCACGGCAGUGACCCAGGCAGCAUGGAGACCAGAGCUAAGUACAACUCGUCCAGCCGCACCUUCACCCUCACUGGCUCCAAAACCUGGAUUACAAACUCUCCUGUGGCUGAUAUCUGUGUGGUGUGGGCCAAGUGUGAUGAUGGUAAAGUGCGUGGCUUCAUUCUGGAGCGGGGCAUGAAGGGUCUCAGCACACCCAAGAUUGAGGGAAAGUUCUCCCUGAGGGCUUCCUCCACAGGCAUGAUCAUCAUGGAUGAUGUGGAGGUGCCAGAGGAGAACCUGCUGCCCAAUGUGUCUGGCCUGGCGGGCCCAUUUGGCUGCUUGAAUAACGCUCGCUAUGGGAUUGCCUGGGGAGCACUGGGAGCGGCAGAGUUCUGCUUCCACGCAGCUCGUCAGUACACACUGGACAGGAUCCAGUUUGGGGUGCCACUGGCCAGGAACCAGCUAGUGCAGAAGAAAAUGGCUGACAUGCUGACAGAGAUCACCCUCGGCCUGCAGUCCUGCCUGCAGUUGGGCAGGCUUAUUGAUCAAAAGAAAGCAUCUCCAGAGAUGAUCUCCAUGCUUAAGAGAAAUAGCUGUGGGAAGGCUCUGGACAUUGCCAGACAGGCCAGAGACAUGCUGGGAGGCAACGGAAUUGCUGACGAGUACCACAUCAUCCGGCACGUCAUGAACCUAGAGUCAGUCAACACUUAUGAAGGUACCCAUGAUAUCCAUGCCCUAAUCCUGGGCAGAGCCAUCACAGGACUACAGGCCUUUACUGUGGAGAAAUAAAUUUCUGCUCCUGCUGCUUCAACAGGGCAGAAUGUGUACUAUAUAGAUUGCUGCUGGCUUUUACUUUGGUCCUAUGGUGAUCUAAGGUUACUGCAGUGGGUUUUCAUUGAACACUACCCCCCUACAAGUUUUUAACACUGAAAAUACUGUGCAGAAGUGAGGUUUAAAGACAGAGGGAAUCUCUGAUUAAUGUAAGUCAUUUGUAAGUUCAUCAUAUGUAAUUACUUUAAGUAGCCCUUAAUCUCAAAGCAAAGAACUAUUUUUCUACUCUGAAUAUGAUAAACCCCUUGGACUGUAGUUUCAUUUCAGGUUUUGUACAUAGAAUAAAAUGUACAUGUAAAGAUUGUACUCUCGGAGUGAGAGUAAGAACGGUGGUAUCUAAACAUUCAUAAGGACAGAGUAAAAUGUAAUACAAUAUUAAAAUAAAGGUCAAAUCUGUGAAUGUUUUGAGCCAAAGCUAAAUGUAACCAACUGAAACAAGCAUGUCAUUCUAGAGUCUGACACUAUUUUCAAUGUAGGUAAAUAAACAGUGAACUGAG